GCUUCGACGAUUUGUGCUCACUGCUAGAAAGAAGACAUCGUUGAUUAUAUUACAAACAAAUCUUUGUUGAAAAAGACGCCAAACUCGAACACACACUGAAAUAUUUGGUGAUUUAUUCCAUUGGUAAAGUUUUAAACUGCCGUAUCGUAUCACAAAUAUUUAUACUGAAUGACAUAGAAGGAAGUUUGUAAUAUCAUAUGAAACUAGAUUUAAUUCUAGUGUAUACAUAAUUCAAAAUAACACGUGAUAUAUAUAGCUACCUGAUUAAUUUACAGGUAUCCCAAAACUUUAAACUUGUAUAGGAUUACAUAUAUUUUGUGGGAUUUUUUUACGAGCAACGUCCAUGAAAACAAAUAAACAGUGAUUUUUUCAAUAUAUGUGUUAUCAUGGCGGCGGAAAAUGGUGAUUUUGAUAACAGAGUUGGGGAAAUCAGAGAGCUGAACGAUGAACACAGUUCAGACGCCACAAGAAGGAAUUCGGCUUUCUCACCAGUAAAAGAAGAUACAGGGUCAAAUUUAAACGCACUAUUUUCCACGGAGGUUGAUUCUGAUGACCAGGAAAUUGAGGCGUUACAACAAGAGUUGCAUGCGUUGGAAAAGGAUGAAGUAAAACUACGCAAAAUUAAACAGAAAGAUGAAUUACGCCAGAAAGUGGUUAGCAAACGGAAUGAAGUGAAAUCGUUAAGAGACCGUUAUUCAACUUUUGAGGAUCUUUUAACUAUAACAGACAUGGACAUUUUCGAUUUCACGUUCUUUUUAUUUCUUUGUGAUGGAAUGAAACAUCAUUUUGACUGCAAGUGGAACUGCGACUCGGAACAAAUGAAAAUAAAUCUGACAGAAACAAGUAAUGAAAUGGAGAGCAAAACAAUACAUGACGCGCUUCAGCAAUUAAAUGACGCCUUCAACACUCGAUCAAGAGAGUCUUAUCAAUUAACAGAUAGCGAAAUAUCAAAGGCAAAGGAGUUCAUAAAAGAUGACAAAAGAGUCAAACAAUAUCCAGAAGUACUUAUAGAUGCCGGUGUAAGAGAGGCUGAGCAAAAAAUAUUUGUUAUAAUGUCAACUGCAGAAAAUAAUGAUAAGUUCCUAACAGUGAAACACAUGUUCGACGUAAAAAUCGGAAGGAAGAAAGUAUCUAAACGGCCCGAAAUGAAACGAACGGAACUAACGGUUAGACCAAAGGCUAGUGGCAUAAGUAAAAAAUCACGAAGUUUUCUCACUUUUGAGAAAAUUAACGUAACUGUUGUUAAUGACACGUUAGAAAAUAUUGAUGGCCAAGUAGAUGGAAUUGUUAAUCCGACAAAUGAAAAGUUAGACGCAACUGGACAAGUCUCCAAGGUAUUAGAACGUCUUGGAGGUGAAACAUAUAUCCAGAAUUUUAAGAAAGCCGUGUUUCCAGCAAACAGAAAGUCAACUAUUUUUGUCACAGGUGGUGGGUGUAUGAAAACCAAGACAGUCUUGCAUGUGAAAUGUCCCCAAUUGCAAGAUAAAAACGAAAAGGAGAUACAAGAUGCUUUGUUUAAUUGUGUCCAUUCCUGCUUGGAAAUGGCUGGGAAGAAAUCUCUUGAGUCUGUAGCUAUUCCAUUGCUGUUUACAGGUAAUGCCGCGAUUCCAGUAAAUAGGUGUGGCGAGCAGUAUGCAUUUGCAGUGAUGGAGUUUAGCAGGAAGCGAAUGAACACAUUUGUUGUACAGGAUGUAAUUUUCGUUGAAGUAAAUGAGAGAAAGACCGCAGAACUUAUUAAGAUAUUUGAUGAUAUUUUGCCAAAAUCAUGUAAUCAACUUCUGGAAAUACCAAAACACAUAGAUAGUGAAAUAGACAAUGCUGAUGGAAAUAAAGAUUUAAGUGGACUUCCUCCAUCUUUUUCCACUGAUGUUAGUUUUAACAAAGGUGAGGAACAUUUAAUAGCUAACACUAUAGACAUAACAGUUAAGAAAGGCGACAUACGUGAUUGUUCAGUAGACGCAAUAGUAUGUCCAGAGCUACAAGGAGAACCAUAUGGAGGCCUUCUGUCGGUAUCAAUCAAAUGUGCGUAUAGACACGCAUUCCCUUCACUUCGACAAAUGGACAAGAAAGUAAAGAAAAUAGUUACAAAUUCUUGUCAUAGAUCAGGACAGUCUGGCAAAAAUGUGAAAUACAUAUUUCAAGUGAACACUCCUCUGUACAAGACAGAAGAUGAUACAAACAAAUUGAAAGAAAGUAUCCACACUGUUUUCAAAGAGCUGAAGAGCAAAUCAGAGAUAAAAAGCGUAGCAUUUCCCUUAUUGGGAGUAGCUGAAGUGCAAAACAAAGGCCCUGUAGACGUGUGUUGCAAGAUACUGGUGGAAGCAAUCUUUGAAAAUUGGAGAAAAUACAAAAAGAAUGUAACUCCAUUGCAAAUCAUUCUUGUCAACAAAUGUUCAGUCAUCUCAGAAUUGUUGAUGUCACACGUGCAAACACUUUCUGGUGGACGACUGGAAAAAGUAACUAGGAUUUAGGUGUUAACUUUGAAAACAACUCGACAAACAGCUGCUAGUGGAAAAGCCUUAGUUUGUUCUGCCUGCAUUUUUAUAGCAAACAUUAUGACUAGUGGCUUCCCUGUCACACGCAUUCACUAUGUACAUCAAAAUAUGCAGACAUAAAUUUGUUAAAGAUAGAAAAGGAAAGCACAAGACAAAGAAAAAUGCAUGUAUAAAACUUGAAAACGUAAGUCUCCGUGUUAGGCGUGUGUUUUAUAUAUAGAGACCGAUUACAUGUAUCAUAUGAUUACUUGAAAUUAUACAAUAUUGUCUAAAAGCUGUAAACACAUUUGAAAGAAAAUGUAUUUCAAUGAUAUAUAUAUAUAUAAACUAAUGUUAAGAUCUUAUGUUCAACCAGUGUAGACAAAUUGGGCUUCACUGGUUAGAUAUGCGCUUUUAAUUAUGGGCUUUUACGAAGUAUGGCUCUAACAAAAUUUUGGUAAUGUAACUAUCUUUUUAAACAAAGAAUGAAAGACAUACUGUUACAAGAGUGGAUUAAUGGUAGGAGAAUCAAGCAAAACAUUAUUUUAUAGAUUUUUCGACGUUUUAUUAUCAGAUAUACCUAAAUCAAGGAAAUAUUCUGAAAUAUAGGAUUGCACUUACUAGAUUUAGAGUUUCAUCCCAUAGGCUUAAAGUAGAAACGGGAAGGCAGAAUAAUACACCAUUUGAAAAAAGAAUGUGUCUUAUCUGUAAUAAACUACAAGACAAAUAACAUGUUUUGCUAAAAUGUUUGUAUAAUGAUUUAAGAUUGAAAUAUAUAAGGUCAUAUUUUUUAUAAAAGACCGAGCAUGCGCAAAGCAAACGGAUUAUUAACAUGUCAUAAAAUUUUUAGCAACUUUCAUACAUAGCGACUUUGAAAACAGAAACUCUUAUGUGUAAUCGUUUAACCCGCAGUGAGUAACUAUAAAUACCCAAACAGUAUUUAAACGUAAUAUUUAUUUUUCUUUUUUAUUUUACUUCUAUCGUUCUGGAACUGAAAUACAUAGUCUCCUGUCACAACUUUUGAAUUGUUAGGGAAACUUCAUUUUUUUGUCACAGAGAGGUGUAUUUUAUGCAUGUACUUAAACUCUUUAAGCAUAUUUCUACCAUAGAAAAUCCUUUUCAGGAUGUGUUAUUAAUGUUAAGUUUGACCAUGGGUCACCUUGACCUGCAUUAAAUAUAUUGUGUAUGUGUAUUAUCAUGAUUGUAUAUUGAAUAAACUUCUCUUCUUCUA
Mercenaria mercenaria is the source of this 3705-nucleotide messenger RNA. RefSeq lists its product as uncharacterized. Gene Ontology annotation, molecular function: transcription corepressor activity. NCBI's taxonomy places the organism in Eukaryota, Metazoa, Mollusca, Bivalvia, Venerida, Veneridae. The coding region runs from base 387 to 2471 and encodes 694 amino acids. The transcript is spliced from 5 exons. The record is from RefSeq and is a predicted model, not a curated record. Gene Ontology annotation, cellular component: cytoplasm; nucleus. Gene Ontology annotation, biological process: negative regulation of gene expression.